CUCCCCUGACGUGUAGAGCACGCGAGUCUCGUUUGUCCCUCUUCGCCUACCGUAUGUACGCACAAUUAUGGCGGAUUGAGAGUUGUGCUGUGUGUGUUUUGAUGGUGUGAAGAAUUUUUUUUUAACAUUUCUACAACACCCUUUCCUCGGAAUUCGCAGUUGUCCGAACUAAUAACCCCACUGCGACUCAGCAUGCCGUCUGCCUGUGACUCUCUGAUUGAAGACAUUGAGGACAUGGUGUCCUCUACCGACCCAACUCCUCAUGAAAGACAGUCUGCUCGAAAGAGUAUUAUACCAAAGUCCAGGAAGAAAAAAGAGCUGAGCAAUGAGGAGCUCCAAGCUGAUAGUUUGAUCCCUGGCACCCAAAAAAUCUGGAUGAAAACGUGGGGCUGCAGUCAUAACAACUCAGAUGGAGAGUAUAUGGCGGGACAGCUAGCUGCCAGCGGAUACAAGAUGACUGAUGACCCAACAGAAGCAGACCUGUGGGUGCUCAACAGCUGCACUGUGAAAAACCCUGCAGAGGAUCACUUCAGAAACUCAAUCAAAAAAGCCCAGGACCAGCAGAAAAAAGUGGUAGUAGCAGGUUGUGUUCCCCAGGCUCAGCCACGGAUGGAUUAUCUCAAAGGACUCAGCAUCAUUGGGGUCCAACAAAUUGACCGUGUGGUGGAAGUGGUGGACGAGGCCGUUAAAGGCCACUCAGUUCGUCUGUUGGGUCAGAAGAAAGAUGGAGGCCGAAGGCUUGGAGGAGCUAGACUGGACCUGCCCAAGAUCAGGAAGAACCCUCUCAUUGAAAUCAUCUCUAUUAACACUGGGUGUCUGAAUGCAUGUACCUACUGUAAGACGAAGCAUGCCAGAGGAGACCUGGCCAGCUACCCCAUUGAAGAGCUAGUGGAGAGAGCCAGACAGUCUUUCCAAGAGGGUGUAUGUGAGAUCUGGUUGACCAGUGAGGACACAGGAGCUUAUGGUCGAGACAUAGGGACAGACCUGCCCACUCUGCUGUGGAGAUUGGUGGAGGUGAUUCCUGAAGGGGCCAUGCUGAGGCUGGGCAUGACCAACCCACCAUAUAUCCUGGAACACCUAGAGGAGAUGGCCAAGAUAUUGAAUCAUCCACGUGUCUAUGCCUUCCUUCAUGUUCCGGUGCAGUCAGCUUCAGACAGUGUUCUGAUGGACAUGAAGAGAGAGUAUUGCAUUGAUGACUUCAAAAGAGUGGUGGACUUCCUCAAAGAGAGGGUCCCAGGGGUAACCAUUGCCACAGAUAUAAUCUGUGGUUUUCCUGGGGAGACAGAGGAAGACUUCCAAGAGACAAUAGACCUGGUGAAACUCUACCAAUUCCCAAGUCUCUUCAUCAACCAGUUUUACCCCAGACCUGGUACACCUGCUGCAAAGAUGGAGCAAGUACCAGCAUAUAUGAAGAAGCAGAGGACAAAAGAGCUGUCACAACUCUUCCACUCUUAUAACCCCUAUGACCAUAAGGUAGGUGAGCGGCAAAAUGUGUUGGUGACAGAAGAGUCAUUUGAUGCCCAGUACUAUGUGGCUCACAACAAGUUCUAUGAACAGGUGCUGGUACCUCAGAGGGCUGAGUUCAAAGGGAAAAUGAUUGAGGUGGACAUCUAUGAGGCUGGCAAACACUUUCUGAAAGGCCGACCAGUAGAGGACAGUCAGCCGUUCACUCCCUCUAUUGCUGCGCCACUUCAGAGAGGAGAAGUGUCUGGACUUAUGCAGGAGCAGAAGGCCAAUGGCAUUCAUGGUCCUACUUCCACGCCUUCUUCAUCUCUUUUGUUCAUCGGCUCUUACAGUCUGGACAGGGAAGGACUGAAGAAGCUGGGAAUCGGCCUUGCUCUGGCAGCAGCCAUCUUGGCCUUCAUCAUAGAGAAAUUGUACUGAUGGAGCAGCUGCAAGAUUUAAGAAAAGAGGAGAGCAUGGGGACAUAAUAGGAGUCCAGACAAUGUAUUGGAAGCUGCUGAAUACAGCGAUAAACUGUCUCCUUGGAUAUAUACUCCACAUGCUCUCAUUAAAUGUUAAAAGAACCCAAAGUCAGUGACACCUACACAGUCGAGGAUUAUUUGAAUGAUAUGUGAGACUUCUGUUGUUUUUUUUAGUACAGAUACUGCUUUAAUUUUUAAGUCAAGGGCAAAGUUUAACACCUACUAUUCAUUUUACUCUGUCAUGUCAUAACUUAUGUCAGUCUAUGAAGUAGGAUCAAUCACAUGAGCAAUGACAGCUCAGCAGUCUUUACAUGCCUUACAGAACUCUUUUUAUACAAUCUACUUGAAUACAAAUUACACCCCUGUUACACUUUUAAUUAGAAUCUAUUUCUAUUUAAGUGCAUAUUCAGUGUGAGAGAACAUUUUGUCAAGUGGAGGCUGUUUCAGGAAACAAUUCUAUGCUCUGUGUUUUGUCCACUGAUAGCCACAGCAAGACAUUUUUAAUGAAUUAGUAAAUACAUGUUUUGAGUCAAGUCAAGUUGCUGUUUCAAAGAUAAAUUACGCACAACCCAACUACCGGUAGUUGAGCUCAUUCUGUUCUUUUGUACCAGCACAAAGUCUGAGGAUGAUGAAACUCACUUUUUAACUUCUAGCAGAGUGAUUCUCAGGUGUAAAUGAGUUACCCAACAUAAGUCUUGAGCUGGUAGAUUUCCAGAUGUUGUGUGUUGCCUACCCUCCUUUCGAAGGAUUUAAUUGCACUUACUUUACAGUAUGUGUUAAUUUUUUUUUUUUUGCGAAGAGGAGCAAUGAUGUGUAUAAAGGUUACAGAUUACCUUUGACUGACGAUAAUUUUUAACCUUGAUUUUGAAGUAUUUAUUUUUGAAAAGAGAUGACAAUAUAUUUUAAGAUGUUUGCAACAAACAUCUUUGAAGUUGUUGUUACGUGUUCUUCUUUCCUCAGAGCCGGUGUUCCGAUAGGUUUUUUGUUUCAUUUUAUGUUUUUUGUCUCAUAUGUCAAAGUCAGGUGGUAUUUAUCUGUGACGUAUGUCUUACCUGGUUAGUUAUAACUGCGAACUGGUCAAGACAUUGUUUUGUCCCACAGAACCCCAACACACCCGAUGUGAUUUAUUUUAUUUAAACGUUAUGACCUGCUCUGGUGCCAAGGGUUGUUUCAUAUUUCUCUACUUAACUGUAGUGGUGUCUGACUGAUAUCAACCUCAGAGAAGUCACUCCAAUACCAAGAGGUGAAUCGACCUCCAUGUUCAUACAGACCAUGACAUCAGUUGAAAUGUUCAGCUGAAAACUGUUCAUAGGGAAAUCUCGAUUAUUCAAAGUACCACCAUCCAAAUGUAUCUUGUUUUGGGAUGACAGCAGAAAUCUGAGUUUGACAUGUCAAAUCAUGAGCAAGUACAACCAAACCAUUACUUACUUUACAUUACUAGAGGUCAGUUAAUUUUCUGUAAUGAGGUGAAGUGGCCCUGCAGUACAACUGCUGAUGUGAAUCAUUUUUGAGACAGACUACAUGUUGUUGUUUUUUUCUCUUCUUUAUACACAUUGUCCCAACAUCUAAAACAGUUUAAUAAAGGAAAAAAAAAUAACAUUCUCU
Molecule: messenger RNA, 3530 nt
Organism: Acanthopagrus latus (yellowfin seabream)
Lineage: Eukaryota; Metazoa; Chordata; Actinopteri; Spariformes; Sparidae
Gene: cdkal1
Product: CDK5 regulatory subunit associated protein 1-like 1
Exons: 15
Coding region: 193-1884 (563 amino acids)
Biological process (GO): tRNA methylthiolation
Cellular component (GO): endoplasmic reticulum
Molecular function (GO): tRNA (N(6)-L-threonylcarbamoyladenosine(37)-C(2))-methylthiotransferase activity; 4 iron, 4 sulfur cluster binding
Source: RefSeq, a predicted model, not a curated record